Molecule: messenger RNA, 1161 nt
Organism: Lathyrus sativus (Indian pea)
Lineage: Eukaryota; Viridiplantae; Streptophyta; Magnoliopsida; Fabales; Fabaceae
Source: the annotation of a GenBank genome assembly
AUGAUUCUUAGGGUUAUUGAUUUUUUGGAUUUGAGAGGAAGUGAUUUUCCUGAGUUUGAUAUUGUGUAUUCGUUGGAAAGGACUAUUAAUAGCUCUUGUUGUUUUGAUGAUUUUGAUAGGAGUUUGAUUGAUAAAAUGAAGAAACAGGGGGUGUUUUUGUUGCAGUGUGCGGUGAAGUUGUUUUUGAGUACAGGUCGUCGGCCGCUUCCUUUGGUUGUUGCGAUUUUGGUUUUGGUUGCUGAAAUUAACCAAGUUGAAGUUCGUAUGGAAGAUUUGGCGAAGGAGGUUCAUGUUGUUGUUUCCACUUGUAGAACUAGGUAUAAAGAGCUUCUUGAGACGCUUGUGAAAAUUGCACAAGUGUUGCCUUGGGGAAAAGAUAUAACUAAGAAGAAUAUUGUUAAGAAUGCUCCUUUUGUGAUUCAGUAUAUGGAGAAGAAGUCUAUGUCAAAACCUGUUGAGAAGAGGAAGAAUCUUGAUCAGACUAGCUUUGAUUUGGAAGAAGUGGUUGUCGAGUGCUUGGCACAAGAGAAUGGAUAUGAAUAUGGGGUUGAUGGAUUAGUUUCGCGAAAAGAUUCUCAGUAUCUUUCAUUGCCAAGUAAUGCGGAUAGAGAAGGCAUCAGGGAUAUUGAUACGUCACAGAUUUCACCCGAAUGUUUAUCCCUGAUUUAUGAGAAGUUUUUAAAUAAGAAUCGUGGUGCUAUGUUGUCGAGGACUGCAAAUGUUCAGAAACAUAAGAGGGUCGAAUUUGAUUUUCACGAGUGUAGAGAGUGGUGGGAUGGAGAAUCAGAACUGAGCAGAAAGCUUAUACUGAGAAAGUUACUAGAGAAGGAUAUUGGGGCGGAAACCAUGCCACCAUCAUUUAUUAAUGGUCAUUUGAAAUGUAAAAUAAGGCGAGAGAGGAUCGAUGCUGCAAGGAAGCGGAUAAAAAGAAUAACUCAUCCAUUAAAUGCUGAUCUUGAUGAAACUGUACCUCUUGACAUUUUAGAUAGCACUUGCACUGAGAAAAGGAAGAAGAGAAAAGGAGUGGUCGUUGAGGGUAUUGAUUGGGAAGACUUGAUUAUUGAGACACUUAUUCUUCAUCAAGUAAAGGAAGAAGAAAUUGAGAAGGGGCAUUACAAUACUUUAUUAGGCCUACAUGUGUUUAACUCUGGCGUUGUAUAA